Messenger RNA from Callorhinchus milii (elephant shark), 2095 nucleotides. RefSeq names its product G patch domain-containing protein 3-like. Bases 8 to 1498 code for a protein of 496 amino acids. The record is from RefSeq and is a predicted model, not a curated record. NCBI's taxonomy places the organism in Eukaryota, Metazoa, Chordata, Chondrichthyes, Chimaeriformes, Callorhinchidae. Gene Ontology annotation, biological process: positive regulation of DNA-templated transcription; negative regulation of RIG-I signaling pathway; negative regulation of type I interferon production. Gene Ontology annotation, molecular function: nucleic acid binding. The transcript is spliced from 7 exons.
AUCAAAGAUGGCGGCGAGAGGCUGCGUCUGUCUGGCGGUCUGUGACAUCCCGCGCGCCCUGCGCUCCGCCGACCUCAGGAAUUACUUCUCGCAGUUCACAGAGAGCGGCGGCUUCGCGUGUUUCCACUAUCGGCACCGACCGCAACCCCAGGCCCCGGGGCGGACCCGGUCCCGGGCGGCGGCGGCCUCCUCCUCCUCCUCCUCCUGCUGCUGCUGUGUGGUCAGCCUCCCCGCCCACAGGGCCUCGGCCUUCAUCGACAUGUACAGCGGCCGCCAGUGGGUGGACCGGGCCGGGUCCUGGCUGCGGAGUCGUUGCCUGGUUCGGAGGGUGAGAGCGGCAGAGGCGGCGGAUUUGAACCUCUUCCCCUACAAAACUAAACUGGAGUUGCAGAAUAAGAAGGCUCAGAGCGAGAUCUUCACACAACACGAUUUGUCCAGACUGCCAGAGUUGAAUCCUCCUGCUCUGAUGCCCAAUGGGAAUGUGGGAACACCAGUGAGAGUUUUCCUAGAGCUGAUCCAGGCCUGCAGGCUGCCACCUCGCAUCAUCACAAAACUGGACUUAAAAUUCCCUAAAACUAGCUCCAACAGACGUUAUGGUAAUGUACCAUUCCAGUAUGAGACCUCAGAACUGCUGGAACAAGAGGAAUCUAUUUACACAGCUACAGGAGAAGAGAUCUCGGGGAGGAGUACAUCAUUUUUCCCACUCUGGCACAAUGACAAGCGGGAAGAGGUGGAAAAUGGCCAUUUACCAGAUAGCAUAGAGCAGGAAGAGGAAAAAGGAGCUGAACCUCAUUCGGACAAUGACGAAGAUUCGUGCGAGGAGUGGGAGAGGCAUGAGGCGUUGCACGAGGAUGUCACAACGCAAGAACGCACAAAGGAGCGCUUGUUUGAAGAAGAGAUUGAACUCAAGUGGGAGAAGGGAGGAUCUGGCUUGGUAUUUUAUACUGACGCACAAUAUUGGCAGCAGGAAGAAGGAGAUUUCGAUGAGGAAACUGCGGAUGACUGGGAUGUGGAUAUGAGCGUUUACUAUGACAAAGGUGGAGGGGAUAAAGAUUCCCGGGAUUAUGUACAGAUGAGGCUGGAGCAGCGUUUGAGAGAGGGUCUGGAAUCUGGCUCUGUGCAGACCUUGCGUAUUGGGAGCUUUGAAAAAUACACAAAGGGUUUUGGCAGGAAGGAAAUGGAAAAACAGGGAUGGACAGAGGGUCUUGGCCUAGGCUCCAGUAGCUCAGGGAUGGCUGAUGCUUUGGAAAACGAUGGACAGCAUCCAAAGUGUAAACGUGGACUGGGGUACCACGGAGAAAAACUCCAGAGAUACCAACCAGCAAAGAGGCUGCGCAGAGAAACCAGUCACAUAAUUUCAACUAUUUACGACCAGCCUGAGAGUAUUGAUCAGGGCGACACGUUGCUUCGGAGGCAGCCGGUGACCAGCAUGAAAUACAGAGAGGAUGUUGCCUUUGUAAAGGGUUCACAUGUCACACAUCACUCAGUCGCAUUGUAGUGAGAAACUGCCAGCCCUACAGCACCGUCACCAGAGAUCAAUCGUCAUUCAAAAUAAAAUCUUAAUUCUUGUGAUUUGUUAAUUCUUCUCUUUUUGUUGGAAUUGUUCUGUUACAACUUUCUCCCCCCAAACACGUUUCUAAUUUUUUUUAUACACUGGAGGUACAUUCUGUGGGUACCAGUGCCUCUGGCACCCUGGAAAAAAUUUUCAUGUCUGUGUCUUGACCAUGAAGAUUGAAUUCUAUUAGUUCAUGGGGGCAUCAUGCCGAUGAUUCUGUUCUCCACCUGAUGUGUACCUGCACCUGGAGUGAGGGAGUCCAGUGAUCAGGAGUGGGAAUCCUUGCUAAUUUGACCUCUCACUAGCUCGGCCUAACUCCUGCCCUGUUUCAGAACAGUUCCUCUGCACAGACCAGAAUUUGACCCUGGGAUGGCUUUGUGCUCAACCUGGAGACACUGCACAUCUACUCAUCGGAAUGCUGAUAUCUAUUUAAGACUGAAUGACACUCUUUCUAUUUGGAGAACAGUAAACUGGCAGCAACACUGAUUGUUUAAGGACGUGUAAUUUUUUGCUGUACAUGAAAAAAACAAUUUGUAUAAA